Molecule: messenger RNA, 4928 nt
Organism: Diachasma alloeum
Lineage: Eukaryota; Metazoa; Arthropoda; Insecta; Hymenoptera; Braconidae
Product: probable methyltransferase TARBP1
Exons: 2
Coding region: 323-4822 (1499 amino acids)
Biological process (GO): tRNA methylation
Molecular function (GO): tRNA (guanine) methyltransferase activity; RNA binding
Source: RefSeq, a predicted model, not a curated record
UUACCUAACUCACAUCCAUAUCUCCCACCUCUGAAAACCAAGGGAAUGGAUUAGCCAGUUGGACAGUAGUCAGUGCCAGAAAAAUUGAAGAAGCUCCCCAGCAACAUUGAAAAGGACGAGUGCGAAGGUUAGUGCCACCAGUGAUAAUAUAAACCCUUGAUCAGAGCUUAUCUACUAGAAGAUAAAAAACUAGAUAAGUAGAGCUACAAUAGAACACCUUUUAUCAACAAAUAUCAGUUGUCGAGCAGUCCAGCAUGAGAUUACUCUGUAUUUUUGCUACAGUAUUAUUUUAAAGUAGAGAUUGUUGAUGAAUAAUUAAAUCAUGGGACCAUACGAAGCUCUGCAUCAAAGAUUCGUAAACGUAUCCACAUCUGGGUUCACACUGCUGAGUAUUCUGGACCCUUCUUUCGAAGAUGAUCCAUCAAAAUUAAUUUACAACGUCAUGGAUAUUUAUCAUGAGAGAGAUCGCGAGAACUCUGCUGAUGACAAAUUGCAUGAUGCCUUUCGUACAUUGUUGUGUUAUCAGUAUCAACUUCACGUUGAAAAUAAAAUUAAAUCAACAGCUGAUUACCCCAAUGAGAAAUUAUUGGACAAUUUGAGGAGGAUUUUGUUUCAUUCUGGAGACAGUAAUGAGAGUACCAAGGCAAUUCUUAAUGAUGUGGCAAUCCUGCAGAUUAUUUUUUAUUCAAAUCAACAAGGCACAGAGCAAUUGUUGUCGGAAGCUCUUGAUUUCAUAGAGAAACAGGUUAACGAAGGCAACAAUUUUCAGAAUUAUUUUUCAAUUCUUGAGGUUCUUUCUGAUGCUGUUGCUUUGCAAACAAAGUUAAGCAGUGAAACUGGAGGAUUUGUCUCUACUAAAUUACUGGAGACUAUCAAAUCGUGGUUCCAAAUGAUCGAUGAGAAUAAUUCCCAGGUGUGGAGGCCCUUCAUAUCGCUUCUCUUCAAGCUCACGCGAGCAAUUAAUCCUCCAGUAGUUUUAACCAACGUAUUAUGGGAUUGCAUACAAGGAUAUACUCAGCAUACAGACGAGAAAUCCUUAACACUUUUGUGCGGAAUGAUUGAUGAUUUUUUCUCAAACAAGUCUAAAGAUGUUCUAGAGCUGAAUAUAAAGUCAAUUCUGAGUGGCAGAGUUUCCCUUCUUAUUUCUGAUCACCUCACAUCGAACGUCCAAUUACACAGAAAACAAGCGCAGUAUGUCUUGAAGAAGAUCGUUGAUUAUCUAAGAGAACAUCCUCAGGAAAUGACUGAGUGGAUUCGGAAAAUGGAAAAAUGCAAGGCAAAGGACGGGAGACAAAACGAGGCAGAGGAACAACUAAAGCUUCCCUUCAUUUUCUGUGAAGAUGGUAACGUCAGCAUUGAAGAAAUAAAGAGCAAUUAUUUUGUGUUAUUGGAGAGUUUAGAAGAGAAACAGGCGCACCUAGUCCUUCCUGCCAUGGCCCACUUGGAUAAACUCCUGGAGGCAAGUACCAUCCAUAAAUCCUUGCUCGACAGAACCUGGGUGAAAUGCAUUUUCGCUCGCGUCUUGAAUCAUGACAACAACGGCGUCAUAAAAGCAGGACUCAGUGCUCUCCUACGAGUAGAUUUACACAUUUUCGACGAUGGAUUCGCAGCGCUAUUAGUGGAGACUCUGAAUAAAACGUUCCUAUACGAAGAUCAGAGCUCAGACCCUCAUCCCCAGGUCCUCAAGGAUUUAUCAGAGUUUUUCAUCAAGGCAGAAUCGUCAGGAAUUAAUUUAACCAGCAGAUUUAUUAUUAAAGCAUCGAAAAUCAAUUGGUCACCUAUUCCACUGGUUUAUGUGCUCGAAGCUCUGGGAAAUAACAAAGAAAUGCCUGAUGUGGAACACAAUGUUUGGGGUGGGGAAGAAUUGGAAGCUCUGAGGGUAAUAACAGAGAAAUGUGUGAAGCAGCUGAUAAAAAUAAUGAGAAUCCCAGCCCAGAUAAAUAUUCUGAGAUGCAUUACGAUUUACGUGAAACCACCACUGGAUUUCGUCGCUAUUGGAAGAAUACUCCCCUCUAUCGUCAGUGACGGAGUACUGACACGAGGAAACGAAUACUGGAAAUUACUCGCAAAUUACUUGAAGAAAAAUACUGAAGAGUCGACGGCGGUGAUAUCUAUAUCCAAGUGCUGCGAAUAUUUCCUGAAGAGUGGAACUGAUGAUACAGACAUGAACGCUCUAGCCAUCCUGAUUAUUCUCAUGUGUGACACAGGGAAUGUAUUGUUUAAAGCGUCUAUUACUUCGAAUUGUUUGUAUCCAAUAUUUGUACCGAUCGUUGAUGCAUACAAGAGACCGUACGCAGACCAUUCACUGUUCCACAAAGCCUUGCAGAUGAUAGGCUGUUUGAUGGAAUUGUCAUCCCGAGAAGAUGAUCAUUACAUCGCAUCAAUCUUCGGAUUUUCACAGUCCAUUUUCGACUUGAUUAUGAGCAGCCUCAGGUCUAAUUGGCCGAGUUUGUACGAAACGGGUAAAAUUCAUAUCAGGGCCCUCGCAGCUAUUCUAAGCAUCAAAGGUUCCUACACUGAAUCCAUCAACAGCAUGAUCAAUAUUGGAGACGAGGAGAUUCAGAAAAUCAUGGAACUUAUUAGUCAUCAGGAUACUCCUGUCAUUCGAUCAUGGUAUGCAUUGAACAUUCUGUAUUUAUUGGAUAACAGUAAGGGUUACGACGCUAUUUUCGGCAAUGCUCUUCCUAAAUUUCAUUCAAAUGAUGGAGACGGAAAAAUUGUGUCUGAAUGUUACGGUCUGGUGGCAAACAUUUAUCAUGAUUGUAUUGAAAGCAACAAAAAAUUACUUCAGGAAUCCUUGAAAGAAAUUUUGAAUGAAAAACUCAUGAUCCUGGCAGAAACCAAAUCUGAUGAAGCAGUUCCACAUAUCUUUGCAAUUCUAGAAUUCAUAAUUGAUGACUGGAUGGAUUAUGGAGAAAUAAUUAAUGAGUUCUCUGGAAUCAUUAGAGAUAUUAUCAACGUUUGUUGGAAGAAUUUGUGGGAUAUGAGUAAAACCAAAGUAUACUGGGACUCCGCUGAACUGCUAAUAAACCUGAUUUUCAGUAGAAAUUUCCUCGAGGUGGAUAAAUGCAGACAGAUGGCCGUAAAUUAUGUGAAUGACAUAAUUUUAAAAACUGACAAUUCUUCAGCAUUGAGAUGCUUGCUAUUCAGGAAGAUGUGUCAGAUACAAGUUGAUGAUAUAUACAUUUUUCGUGACGCAAUACUGUCAUCGCUUCUUCAGACAGAUGUCGGGAAAAUUAAUAAAAGAAUGGAAAUGCAAACAUGUUGCUAUAUAAUGAAAAAUCAUAAAAUUAAUUUUUUCAAGUAUAGUUUGGACUUCGGUUUGGGAGAGUACACAGAUGUGAUAACUAGGGCUUCAUUAGUGAUAUUGAUGACACGAAUGGCUGUCCAAGGGAAGGAAAACAUCGUGAAAUCCUACAUUCCACAGCUGCUCUCCAUGUUGGAGAAGCAAAAAAAUAAGAGAUACUUUGGGGACUCGAACGUGCACCGGCUGAAGUUUCGAAUAAUGCAGAUACUCGUAUUACUUUCUUGGAAAAUCACCGAAGAUGAUGCCAGAACUGUUCAUGAGGCCUUGACUCAACUAAUUCUGACUGAAAGCGACCAAUCAAGUGUUCGAAUUAUGAAAGAGUGGAUUUUGGCACGUCUCUACACCCACCAUGAACCAUUACGUGAUCUUAUUUGGAAUUUGUUCCCUUCAGCACGUAAAAACCGACCAGGAAGCCUUACAUCUUUCGUAUCAAUCGUGUAUCAUGUAGCCAAAUCUUUAGGUAAAUCCAAACAAUUGGAAUACGUUCGAAAGGCUAUAACUCAUAUCCUGCCUAGCUGCUUCUGUCAGCAAUUCAUAGUUCGAUUGUACUCUCAAGUAAUAUUGAGCAAAUUGUUGGAAAUCAUGGAUAGGAUUUCGCCAAAGGAAUCAAAGAAGUACGAAAGUAUCAGGGAAGCUGUGCAGGAGAGUCUCCGAUAUGGAAACUUGAUGACUAAUUCUGUGAAGUUACUUGACAACUUCUAUUUCUCCAAGUUUGACUCGGAGGAAAAUUGGGAUUUACACAGCAUUUUCUACCAAAUUCCAAGAUUAACGAAUGUUUCUGUGGAUGAAUGGAUCAGUGUUGAAGUAUUUCAGUUACUAUCAUUCAGGUACAUGCUAAAUGUCACUGUCCCUAUCCGUCACAAUCCGGAUAACGACUUGAGUGAAAUUGAAACUCCUACAGUAUUGAAAGAACCAGUAACCCCAGAUGCCGACUCAUCCCACAAUGAAGACUUCGCGGACAUUCAGAGGAAGAUCAUUCCAUCGACUUCAGGAAUUUCAACUACCGAUUCUAUGCCAACACUGAUGACCAGACAGAAAUUGAUAACAAACGAUACUGGUCUAAUCGUGAUUGCGACUUUAAUCGAGGGCUUCCCCAACCUGGGAGGCCUAGCCAGAACAGCAGAGAUCUUCUGUGCAAAGGAAUUGGUCCUGAAGAGCAAGAGAUACACAGAGAACAAAGACUUCCAGAGUCUGAGUGUUACUGCAGAGAAGUGGAUCACAAUAUCGGAGGUGAAGCCUCAUGAGCUACGUGAUUAUCUACUGGAGAAGAAGUCCAAGGGAUGGAAUUUGGUCGGUGCUGAGCAGACAAUCAACAGUAUCAAUCUUCUUGACAUGAAAUUCAACGAGAAGACAAUUCUCCUCUUGGGGAAUGAGAAGACUGGCAUACCAGCGAAUUUGAUUCAACUCUUGGACACGUGUGUGGAGAUUCCUCAGGCAGGAGUCGUUCGAUCUCUCAACGUACACGUCACUGGAGCCAUUUGUAUGUGGCAGUACGCACAGCAACAUCUUUUCUAACGUUUAUAAUUAUUCAUAAAGAGAAAAGUUUAAUGACAAACCAGAGAUGGGCUAUAAUAUUAUUUUUGGUAAUAUUAGCACAGGAAAUAGAUAUUAUUGUCAUUAA